Messenger RNA from Copidosoma floridanum, 1920 nucleotides. Its product is annotated as 15-hydroxyprostaglandin dehydrogenase [NAD(+)]-like. NCBI's taxonomy places the organism in Eukaryota, Metazoa, Arthropoda, Insecta, Hymenoptera, Encyrtidae. Gene Ontology annotation, cellular component: cytoplasm. Gene Ontology annotation, molecular function: oxidoreductase activity, acting on the CH-OH group of donors, NAD or NADP as acceptor. The record is from RefSeq and is a predicted model, not a curated record.
ACUCAACGUCGUCUCAUUUAAGUUGAAGGAAUAAAACUCUGAUUUUUUUUCAAUUUCGCGGUAAAGAUCGAUUGUUUGAAAAAAAAAUGACCUAUCUGAGCGGCAAAGUGGCGAUCGUGACUGGCGCGGCUAGAGGAAUUGGUUUCGUGACUGUCCAGCAUCUACUGAGGAAUGGCGUUUCAUACGUGGCCAUAUUUGACGUGCAAAAGCCAAGUAGCGAAACAGUGGUUAACGCAUUGCUAGCCUUGGAAAAAGAAUUUGGCAAACAAAAAUUUGGAUAUUACAAUUGUGAUGUGACCGACAACCAAAGUUUCAUUGCCAAUUACGAAGAAGUGAGCAAAAUGAAGAAUUACGUGGAUAUUCUAGUCAACAAUGCUGGGGUUUGCAACGAGAACAAACCAGAUUUGACCAUAUCGACAAAUUUCACGGCAAUGGUCAAGUGCACAAUGAUCGCCGUCGAGCGCAUGGGUAAGCACAAAGGCCACAGAGGAGGUAGCGUCGUAAACAUGGGUUCCAUCUACAGCUUGACGGACAACCCCCUGAUCCCAGUGUACAGCGCCACGAAGCACGCCGUCGUAUCUUUCGUCAGGUCAAUGAAGUACCACAACGCAACAGUGGGGAUGCGCAUAAUGUGCAUGUGUCCAGGGUUCACGAGAACGAGCAUGUCCACCGAUCUCGUCCCGGAGGAGGUGUUGUUUGAUUUCGUGGCCGAUUCAAACUUGCCCGACGCGCACAGGAAAAAGUACAUGCAGAGCCCCGACACAGUGGGUUCGGCUAUCGUCGAAAUGCUGGAAAAGGGCAAAGAGGGCGAGGUGUGGCUCACCCAAAACGACGAGUCGCCAAUCGUCGUCUAAGAUCUAAAAAAAAAAAAAAAUAGCUCAACCUCCUCCUCCUCCUUUCUUCGUGGGACCAGCUGUAUACGAUGCGACGAAGGUUACGACUAACACCUAUAUACUUGUGGGAGCCUCGUCCAUUACCUGGCGAAACUCCAAGUUGCUUGAAACGCGAUAGUUUACACAUACAUGUAUAUGUGUACAAACAAGCAUAUUGUGUAAUACACAAUGGGCAGGUGGUCGGGUAUAGGAGGUUGCUUGCCCGAGCGAUAAGCCGCUUGUGUACACGUCGAGGUGUCGAAGGAGCUGGGCGCUCGAGGUGUGGGCCUCUCGCUCGCGACUCCCGGGGGUUUUCAUGACGAUUUUGAUGAUUUAUUAGCAAGGCCCGGGAGAGUUGUUUGCUUUCCUCGGAGGAGUCGUUUGCUACGCCUUUGUUUGAUACACAUUGUACAAGAAUUUUUUUAAAUACCGAUUGGCGCGUAAUGUCAACUGAGCGCACAUUUUUCGAAGUGAUGAAACGACGGAAGUAUAUGUAAAAGUCGAUCUAGAGAGUAUAGGGAGCGUCGUGGCGGAACGAAGCGAGGGCCCGGGCGAUCGUAUCAAGUGCACUCGUUUCUUUGGUACCACCGCAGUUAUCGCGCUUCAGCGCCAACAACAUCAGCCACCAAACAUCGGGGAUCCUCGAAAGCGUGUAGGUGUCGCACAUAAUAGAGGUGGAUGAGCCGAGGAGCAAAGUUAAUAGCCAUCGACAAUGAAAAUACGGUUGGGGCUGAAACCAAAGUAAGGGAUGGUCGGUGGUGGUGGAGACAAGGGGGAGGAAGGAUUGCCAGCGAAUCCGAUCCUUUUUGCCCACAGCAUCAGCCCCUCUUCGACGGAGGACGAGGGUGUUGGGGAUCUUUUUUUUUUUUUUUUUUCCUUUUUCAUGCUUCAUAACGUUAACUUUUUUUUGCUCACCACUAUCUCACAAGACACAACAAUUUGUAACUUUCAAACGGUUUUAUAUGUAUUAUACUUAACCAUAUUGUACCGUAAAUUUACCUAUACGCUUGCCAAAAGUAUACGAAAUAAAGUGACACAUUUACACCUA